Hyaena hyaena (striped hyena) is the source of this 2974-nucleotide messenger RNA. It is a transcript of the gene PLOD1, whose product is annotated as procollagen-lysine,2-oxoglutarate 5-dioxygenase 1. Lineage: Eukaryota; Metazoa; Chordata; Mammalia; Carnivora; Hyaenidae. The coding region runs from base 75 to 2258 and encodes 727 amino acids. Gene Ontology annotation, biological process: peptidyl-lysine hydroxylation. Gene Ontology annotation, molecular function: procollagen-lysine 5-dioxygenase activity; iron ion binding; L-ascorbic acid binding. Gene Ontology annotation, cellular component: endoplasmic reticulum. The transcript has 19 exons. The record is from RefSeq and is a predicted model, not a curated record.
GCGGGCCCCGUCGCGAAGUUUCCAGCCUGCCUGCGAGCGCCGCGGGGACGGCCGGACGUCCGCAGACCCGGGUCAUGCGGCCGCUGCUGCUCCUGGCCCCGCUGGGCUGGCUGCUCCUGGCCGAAGCGAAAGGCGAUGCCAGGCCGGAGGACAACCUGUUAGUCCUCACGGUGGCCACGAAGGAGACCGAGGGGUUCCGACGCUUUAAGCGUUCAGGCCAGUUCUUCAACUACAAGAUCCAGGCGCUGGGCCUGGGGGAGGACUGGGAUGGGGAGAAGGGGACAUCGACGGGCGGAGGGCUGAAGGUCCGGCUGCUGAAGAAAGCUCUGGACAAGCACGCAGACAAGGAGAACCUGGUCAUUCUCUUCACAGACAGCUACGACGUGGUGUUUGCAUCGGGGCCUCGGGAGCUCCUGAAGAAGUUCCGGCAGGCCAGGAGCCAGGUGGUGUUCUCAGCCGAGGAGCUUAUCUACCCUGACCGCAGGCUGGAGGCCAAGUACCCGGCGGUGUCCGACGGCAAGAGGUUCCUGGGCUCUGGAGGCUUCAUCGGUUAUGCCCCCAGCCUCAGCAAACUGGUGGCUGAGUGGGAGGGCCAGGACAGUGACAGCGACCAGCUCUUUUACACCAAGAUCUUCUUGGACCCAGAGAAGAGGGAGCGGAUCAACAUCACCCUGGACCACCGCUGCCGUAUCUUCCAGAAUCUGGAUGGAGCCUUGGAUGAGGUGGUGCUCAAGUUUGAAAUGGGCCACGUGAGAGCAAGGAACCUUGCCUAUGACACCCUUCCAGUCCUGAUUCAUGGCAAUGGGCCCACCAAGCUGCAGCUGAACUACCUGGGCAACUACAUCCCGCGCUUCUGGACCUUCGAGACGGGCUGCGCUGUGUGUGAUGAGGGCCUGCGCAGCCUCAAGGGCAUCGGGGACGAAGCUCUCCCCACAGUCCUGGUCGGCGUGUUCAUCGAACAGCCCACGCCGUUCCUAACCCUGUUCUUCCAGCGGCUCCUCCGCCUCCACUACCCCCGGAAACAGAUGCGGCUUUUCAUUCACAACCACGAGCAACACCACAAGGCUCAGGUGGAGGAGUUCCUGGCAGAGCACGGCAGCGAGUACCAGUCUGUGAAGCUGGUGGGCCCCGAGGUUCGGAUGGCCAACGCUGAUGCCAGGAACAUGGGCGCGGAUCUCUGCCGGCAGGACCGUUCCUGCACCUACUACUUCAGCGUGGAUGCUGACGUGGCCCUGACUGAGCCGAAAACCCUGCGCCUGCUGAUCGAGCAGAACAAGAACGUCAUCGCCCCGUUGAUGACCCGCCACGGGAGGCUGUGGUCAAACUUCUGGGGGGCCCUGAGCGCAGAUGGCUACUACGCCCGCUCGGAGGACUAUGUGGACAUCGUGCAGGGGCGGCGUGUUGGCGUCUGGAAUGUGCCCUACAUCUCCAACAUCUACCUGAUCAAGGGCAGUGCCCUGCGGGCUGAGCUGCAGCAGACAGACCUGUUCCACCACAGCAGGCUGGACCCCGACAUGGCCUUCAGUGCCAACAUCCGGCAGCAGGACGUGUUCAUGUUCCUGACCAACCGACACACCUUCGGCCACCUGCUCUCCCUGGACAGCUACCAGACCAGCCACCUCCACAAUGACCUCUGGGAGGUGUUCAGCAACCCCGAGGACUGGAAGGAAAAGUACAUCCACGAGAACUACACCAAGGCCCUGGCGGGGAAGCUGGUGGAGACGCCUUGCCCAGAUGUCUACUGGUUCCCCAUCUUCACGGACACCGCCUGUGACGAGCUGGUGGAGGAGAUGGAGCACUACGGCCAGUGGUCUCUGGGAGACAACAAGGACAACCGCAUCCAGGGCGGCUACGAAAACGUGCCAACCAUCGACAUCCACAUGAACCAGAUCAACUUUGAGCGGGAAUGGCACAAAUUCCUGGUGGAGUACAUCGCCCCCAUGACCGAGAAGCUCUACCCGGGCUACUAUACCAGGGCCCAGUUCGACCUGGCCUUCGUUGUCCGUUACAAGCCUGACGAGCAGCCGUCCCUCAUGCCGCACCACGAUGCCUCUACCUUCACCAUCAACAUCGCCCUGAACCGGGUCGGCGUGGAUUACGAGGGCGGAGGCUGUCGGUUCCUGCGCUACAACUGCUCCGUCCGAGCCCCACGGAAGGGCUGGACCCUCAUGCACCCCGGGCGACUCACGCACUACCACGAGGGGCUCCCCACCACCAGGGGCACCCGCUACAUUGCCGUGUCCUUCGUCGAUCCCUAAUUGGCCAGGCCAGGCCACCUCGGACCUCUUCCUCUUUGCCAACAACCACUGCCGGGCAGCACUCUGGGGCCUCGGGGCCCCAGGGCACCUGGUCCAGCCUCUCGGCCCUUGACCUCCAUUGCUCCUGGAGCCGCAGGCAAGAGAUGUGGCCACGAGCCAGAAGCAGAGCACACCUCCUUGGCUGGGCCUUUCCUGGUGCUCUGGGCCCAGCCCAGGGAGACAUUGUUCAUGUUCAUUGGUUUGUGACAACGCGCCCUUUCCCACCCAUCGUCCUGAAAUAUCCAGUCCCUUCGUCUGCUUCUUCCACGGGGCGGGACUUGAGCCAAUCAGGGGCUUAGCCGGCUUCCAACAGAGGUGCUCCGGGUGUGAGAAGAGCCCCAGGACUUCUGCUCCCAGCAGACACAGAGACCGGAUCAGAUUCGUGCCCCCUCCCUGCCCCCGGGACUGCGGAAGCCCCUUCCUCCUUGGCGCCUGUAGUCGGAGCAGCCUGUUGUCCCCUGCAGAUGUUGACUCAGAAACCCUCCUGGGAGACAGGACAGGCCUUGACGCCGCCGGAGCUCCAUCCUCUGCGAGGGGGAGGGAGACCAUCCUUUGCGAGGGGGAGGGAGACCAUCCUCUGAGAGGGGGAGGGAGGGAGAUGUCCUGUCCCGAUGCCUCCGGAGACAGGGACAGACAGAAACAGGAGAGUUUUUAUUAAAGAUCGUUCACACCACGGA